CGUCAGUCGGAAUCCCGACUGCGAGAGUUGUGGGCGCCAUAUUGUGUGGGUUUACAUGUUUAUGUUGAGCAGUGCUGCGGUUUAAAUGUUGUUAUAUCCCCUUUUACCUUACGUAUAAAAUUGGUAAAUUGAUUGUAAGGGGCGUGUCACCAAAACUCUUCGUCAUAGUACAGCGUGAAGUUUUGGAAGUGUUGUGUCAGUUAAUUUUCCAAGUUUGUUCUGAUAGGAGUAGAGAGACGACCCCAGACAGGAAUCUUUACUAGAAGAAGACGGUUUUCGGAAGUGAUCAAGAAUGCCUGUUCGUAAACAAGGUGAAGCACAUAGGGCGCUGGAGCUGCUUGAGGACUACCAUGAAAAACUGACAAAACCACAGGACAAACAGCUCCGGCUGGCCAUCGAACGCGUCAUACGGAUCUUCAAGUCUCGUCUCUUCCAAGCGUUGCUCGAUAUCCAGGAAUUCUACGAGCUGACACUUCUGGAUGAAACCAAGUCCAUCCAACAAAAAACUGCCGAGACGAUUCGAAUAGCAAAUAAGUGGGAGGCGAGCGACGGGCCCAUCACCCCCACAUAUGGCAACAAUGACGCCGGUCACGAUGGUCGAAUCCCGGGUUCUCUGCUUCCCCUCACACAGGCCCUCAUGACGCUGCAGGACCACCGUUCUGCGAGCCCAAAUGAGAUACAGCUAGCCUACCCACAGAAGACGCGGUACAGCGCAGAAGAGGAACUGCCUCCACCUCCGUCUCCUCCGCAGCUGAAAGAGGUUUCAGCGUUGGACGGAGUACCGCGGCCCGCAUCAACGGAGAGGAUCCUAGCAGAAACCGCAGCUCAACAUGUGAUCUUGAGGGACGACCUCCAGCAGAGCAAUGACAGCUGGCAGGGACAUGACAGCGAUCAGGCGCACACGCCACUCCUGUCAGGAGAUAACAAACAUAUGAACGGCGAUGCUGAGUGGGAGUACGAGGAGAUUGUUCUGGAAAGAGGCGGUGCAGGGCUGGGGUUCAGUAUCGCCGGCGGCACAGACAAUCCGCACAUCGGCGAUGAUACGGCCAUCUUUAUCACAAAGCUAAUCCCAGGCGGUGCGGCGGCGGCUGACGGAAGGCUUCGCGUUAAUGACACCAUUUUGCAGGUCAAUGAUGUGACCUUGGUGGAAGUCCCACACGCUGCUGCAGUCGAUGCGCUGAAGAGGGCCGGCAAUGAAGUCAGACUGUACGUCCGAAGACGCCGCACUCCUGGGAACAUGCGCUUGCUUGAGAUUGAGCUGCUGAAAGGCACGAAGGGCCUUGGGUUCAGCAUUGCUGGUGGAAUAGGCAACCAGCAUAUCCCGGGUGACAAUGGCAUCUAUGUGACGAAGAUCAUGGAUGGCGGCGCGGCGCAGAUCGACGGCCGUCUCCAGGUCGGAGACAAGCUGGUCGCAGUCCGCAACACGCCGGUCGGAGAAAAGAACUUAGAAAAUGUCACACACGAGGAAGCAGUAGCGACGCUGAAGGCCACGCAAGAGCGAGUUGUGCUGCUUGUGGCAAAACCUGAAACAGCUUACAUGCCACCUCCGCCAGAUGUCUCGAGUACACCGCCGCCGCCUCCCCCGUUGGCAACACCAGUGCCGUAUUCAGACUCGCUGAAUGCGUCUAUGGCUCUGCAGGCCUCGACACCGCGAGCUGUCAGUGAAGAAGACAUUUCUCGGGAGGUGCGAACUGUUGUACUCGGCAAAGGCAACACAGGAUUGGGUUUUAACAUUGUAGGCGGAGAAGAUGGUGAAGGUAUCUUUGUGUCAUUCAUUUUGGCCGGUGGUCCAGCAGACUUGAGUGGAGAAUUGCGACGUGGGGACCAGAUUCUCAGUGUAAAUGGCAUCAACUUGCGUUCUGCCACUCAUGAAGAAGCUGCUCAGGCACUCAAGGGUGCAGGCCAAACUGUGACAAUCGUAGCCCAGUACCGGCCAGAAGAGUACAACCGUUUCGAAGCGAAGAUCCAUGAUCUUAAACAGCAGAUGUCCCAACAGAUUAUGUCUGGCACGCUUAUGAGGACUUCACAGAAACGAUCUCUCUAUGUCCGGGCUUUGUUCGAUUACGACCCAAUUAAAGAUGAUGGGCUGCCAAGUCGAGGGUUACCUUUCCGCUAUGGUGACAUCCUUCAUGUAACAAAUGCAAGUGAUGAUGAAUGGUGGCAAGCACGGAGAGUCCUUUCCUCUGGUGAGGAGGAAGGGAUGGGAAUUGUGCCAUCCAAGCGCCGUUGGGAACGGAAGCAGAGGGCGCGAGACAGAACAGUCAAAUUUCAAGGUCAUGCAGCUGGAGGGGUCAUCCUUGACAAGCAAUGCACAUUAGAUAGGAAAAAGAAGAAUUUCUCAUUCAGCCGGAAGUUUCCUUUUAUGAAGAGUAAAGAUGACAAAUCAGAAGAUGGUUCAGACCAGGAACCCUCGCCUACCACACCGAACAAUGAUGGUGACCCUACGACAAUACCGUUCAUGCUGUGCUAUACACAAGAUGAUACUCAUACAGAAGGUGGUGAGGAAACUGUAUUGUCAUACGAGGCUGUACAGCAGUUGCAAAUCCAGUACACGAGACCUGUCAUCAUUCUUGGGCCACUGAAGGACAGGGUUAACGAUGACCUCAUUUCAGAGUUUCCAGACAAGUUUGGUAGCUGUGUUCCUCAUACAACAAGGCCAAAACGUGAAUAUGAAGUGGACGGGCGAGAUUAUCACUUCGUCGCUUCACGCGAACAGAUGGAACGCGACAUUCAGAAUCACUUAUUUAUUGAGGCGGGCCAGUACAACGACAACCUAUAUGGGACAUCGGUUGCAUCUGUUAGGGAUGUAGCUGAAAAGGGAAAACAUUGCAUCCUUGAUGUGAGUGGCAAUGCUAUCAAGAGGUUACAAGUGGCACAGCUGUUUCCCAUUGCCAUUUUCAUAAAACCAAAGUCUGUUGACUCCAUCAUGGAAAUGAAUAAGCGUAUGACAGAAGAACAGGCCAAGAAAACCUUUGAACGUGCCAUGAAGAUGGAACAGGAAUUUGGAGAGUACUUUACAGCUGUGGUACAGGGUGACACACCUGAAGAUAUCUAUGUCAAAGUCAAGGAGGUAAUCCAAGAACAGGCUGGGCCCACCAUUUGGGUGCCAUCAAAAGAUCAACUGUGACGGGGAGCCCCACCCUCCCCUUGGACCUUUCCCGCUCGUCACACCCAUUGAUUGGAUCAUGAAACACCACACUAGGCAGCAGUGUCUUCAGUCUGACUUUCCCUGAUUGCAUCAAUUUGCUGUCGAGAAGGGGUGCCAAACUGAGUUUUGCAAAUUUACCGGCUGGAAGAAGCUGUUCAUUCAGGGUGAGUUGUGCCAGGAGUGGGAGGACAGGCCAGCAGGAAGGAGAGUGGUUAUGACAACUUGACAAUUAGGGAGUGGAGGAGGAAAAUCAAAUAACCCCAAGUCACAAUGAUUGCCCCUCCCCUAUCCCUCUCGGUGUUUCAAAAUAUACAUUGUAACACAAGUUGAAUUACUUUUCUGAGUGGACUUGAACGGACUGCAGUGAAAAUUACAGGCAAUUUAUCGUCUGCCCACCUAUGGCUCGAAGUUAUUUUGCCUUUUUUUUUAAACAAAGACAUUCUAAAUGUCGCCAUACAGCCAUCUAAAGAUCUGUUAAAUUUUGAACUAUACUGGAAAUUCACUUAUCGCGUAUUGUUUCUCGUUCCUCACUGAGCGUAUCAACUCGAAACAGACGCUUUACUGGAUUGUGUUGUAAGUUAUGACAGAGUGUUCUAAUGUUUAAACAAUGUGUAUAUGUUAUCAGCUGGAAUGGAGUUUGUGUUCCUUCGUUAAGAUACUAGGGGAUUAGCGUAAUCUUCUAAUUAUGGUGGAUUCUCACUGGCCAAACUUUAUUUCCCCUCCUAAGAAUUAUUUAGUAACAUAUUUUUCGUAGCGGUUCCCUCUUGUUUACGACGUUAGUGGUACAUAUAAGUAUUUAAUCUUGAAAAACUGAGUGUACGUUGUAAUUUGCUUCUUGGGAUGAUUAGCAGAGCAGACAAAUGUGGAAGAUCACAACACGAUUGUCUUGAGAUGUAAUGGUGACAGAUAUUAAUUAACGUAACUUAGGUACUCUCACAGUAAUGGCGUGUAGCAUAAUGAAGGCAACAUCACCAGAUAGGCAGAAGAGAUAAGAUGCAUGAUAUUGCUUGUCUGAAACCGUGCUGCAGAGAAACAAAACUGGAGGCAUUUUUGAAGAGCCCAUGUUGAUCUACUGCAUAAUAUUUAAACUUUGAUUCUAACAUAUGGUAUGGUAUUACGUAUAGCUGACGUGCCAGUGUACGGCUUUAUAAGUCAAGAAUUCUCUGAAUUAUGAUAUAAAUUUGAGUUUACAAGAAUCUUAUUGCUAACAGCAGCUCCAGUAAAUAUCUCAUAUUUUGUGCCUCCUUAAAAUAUGGCAGUGUUACAGACAUGUAUAGCGGUCGCAGUAGUUUUUGGCCGGUGGAAUAUUCAAGGGGAAGGCUAGGAGCUAGUCACUUUUACAAUAGUAUAAUGUUUCAUCUGCCACCGGGAAGGACGAGGCGCUUAUCGGACUGAAAGCCCAAACAAAGCAGAUACACGGACCUUGCCGCCACAAGUACACAGAGUAGGUCCGUUUGCCGGCUCCGCUAUCUUCUCCAUGGGCCAAAAACUACCAUGCCUCCUAUACUACAGCAUCCCCCCCCCUUUCCCUCAGAAGUUUUUAACAUAUACUCCAAGCAGCAAUAGUUUCCCUCUUUUACUUUUCACCGUUAUGUGAUGAGUGGGGAAAAGUAUGGUGUGUACACUUUCCCACAGAAACUUGUUUGUUAUAUCCAAUGGCUGCAGCUGUGUACAAGUGUUGUUGAAUAAUUAUGUAAACAAGAAAAAAUUGCCCAUUUCCUUGAAAGUGUAAAUAAAGUUACAUCCCCCUUGAAUAUGCAGACAGAAAAA
Messenger RNA from Zootermopsis nevadensis, 4918 nucleotides. The record is from RefSeq and is a predicted model, not a curated record. NCBI's taxonomy places the organism in Eukaryota, Metazoa, Arthropoda, Insecta, Blattodea, Termopsidae.